AUAUCUUAACAAUCUUUCUUUAAUAUUUAUUUUCUCCAUGUCUAAUCCACCUCCCGAAGUCCCAGGACAAGUUGUAGAUUCUAAAUAUCUUAAAGAGCUAAGGUCAAGAGUUAAAGAAUUAGUCGGCGUAUCAAACUUCCCUGGAGCACAACCAAUUAGUUUCAAUUCCGCGCAUUUACAAGAAUUGCAAAAUGAAAAUUAUUUUGUUUGUGAAAAGACAGAUGGAACACGUAUAUUAAUUUAUAUUACAUGUGAUAAUUCUGGCCAACAAGUAUUUUUGAUCGAUCGCAAGAAUUAUUAUCGAUUUGUACCAAGUUUAUUUUUUCCUAUUCCUGAUGAUCCAACAUUUUCUCAAUUUCAUCAUGAAACAUUGAUUGAUGGUGAAUUAGUAAAUGAUACUGAAAGUGACGGAGAGAUUACUUUAAAACUCUUAACUUUUGAUUUGUUAGUAAUAGAUAGAAAAAAUUUAAUGAAUAGACCCCUUACUAGUAGAUUGGGUUAUCUUAAAGAAAAUAUUAUAAAACCUUAUAAAAAUAUGUUAUUAAAACGACCGGAACUUGUUCAAACGCAACCAUUUAUUAUAGACCUAAAACAAAUGGAAUUUUCUUAUGGAUUAGAUAAAGUUCUUGAUUCCAUACCAAAUUUAAGGCAUAGUAGUGAUGGUUUAAUUUUUACAUCAUCAAUAGCAGGUUAUAAAACAGGAACUUUUGAAAAAAUGUUAAAAUGGAAACCACCUAAUGAAAAUUCUAUUGAUUUUUUAUUACGUUAUGAUUUUCAAGAUGAUGAGGAUAAACCAAGAUUUUGUCUUCAUAAAUGGAUAGCAAAUAAUGAACAUGCUUAUUAUGAUGAAAUGCAUGUUACAGAUGAUGAAUGGAAUGAGACUUGGAAACAUGAUUAUAAAAAUCAUGAAGGAAAAAUUGUUGAAGUAGUAUAUGAUCCUACAAUGAAUCCACAUGCACCUUGGAGAUUUUUAAGAUUUCGUCAUGAUAAAAUACGUGGUAAUCAUCAAAGUGUAGUUGAAAAGAUACGGCAGAGUAUAAUGGAUGGAAUUACUGAAGAACAGUUACGCUCACAAAUAGCAUCAAUUCGGGAAGCAUGGAAAAGAAGAGAUGAGGAGGCGAAUAAACCUAAACAACUUAAAAGACCAAAACCUGAAGACAAAUCUGAAAAUGAAAGUAGAGAAAGGUUAGAAAAUGGCAAUAAAUCUAAUAAAUCUAAAAGAUUAAAAUAUGAUCGUGAGGAUAAUAAUGAAAACGAUAAAAAGUCUCACCGUAUUAAUGAGGACACUGGGUGAGAGUGAUGAAAAAGUUGACGUUAAACUUUUGCUAUAAAUUUAUAAAUUCUACUUUCUACUUUCUACUUAAUUGUAUUCCAAAUCUGCAAACUUGCCAAACUGUUUUACCGUUUAUUUAUAUAAUAUUAUAGAGGACAUUUUUUUUUUUUUUAAUAAUAAUCAUAACUGUCAAGGAAGGUAUGUGUGUGAACAUUAAUAAAAUUCGCACUAUACCAGAAAGAUAGUAAAAAUUAUAGGCGUAUAAAUUAUAAAAUAUAUCAAACAUUUUCAACUUUCAAUCAGAUAUAGAAGACAGCAAUUUAAAAGAUUUAUUGUAUUAAUCAAAAUCAUAAAAUAAAGUUCCAUAUUUCAGCUGGUAUUA
Molecule: messenger RNA, 1655 nt
Organism: Rhizophagus irregularis DAOM 181602=DAOM 197198
Lineage: Eukaryota; Fungi; Glomeromycota; Glomeromycetes; Glomerales; Glomeraceae
Biological process (GO): 7-methylguanosine mRNA capping
Molecular function (GO): mRNA guanylyltransferase activity; ATP binding
Source: RefSeq, a predicted model, not a curated record